Messenger RNA from Penicillium macrosclerotiorum, 2199 nucleotides. RefSeq lists its product as uncharacterized. Gene Ontology annotation, cellular component: nucleus; CAF-1 complex. Gene Ontology annotation, biological process: nucleosome assembly; DNA replication-dependent chromatin assembly. Lineage: Eukaryota; Fungi; Ascomycota; Eurotiomycetes; Eurotiales; Aspergillaceae. The transcript has 6 exons. The record is from RefSeq and is a predicted model, not a curated record. Gene Ontology annotation, molecular function: protein binding. The coding region runs from base 1 to 2199 and encodes 732 amino acids.
AUGAAGGCUUCCCCGCUGCUCAUCUCGUGGCAUAACGACAAUGCUCCCAUUUACUCUGUCCAUUUCGACCCCAAUGGCAAGGGUCGUCUUGCAACCGCCGGAAACGACAGUAACGUUCGACUCUGGCGAGUUGAAUCAACCGGUGAAGAACGAAAGGCGACAUACCUCAGCACGCUGGUCAAGCAUACACAAGCCGUCAAUGUGGUCCGAUGGUGCCCCAAGGGAGAAAUGUUAGCAUCGGCCGGAGAUGAUGGGAAUGUCUUACUCUGGGUGCCGUCAGAGGUCCAGUCCCAGCCAGGAUUCGGGGAGGAUGGAUCUGACGAUAAAGAAACCUGGCGAGUGAAACACAUGUGUCGCUCAUCAGGAGCGGAGAUCUAUGACCUGGCCUGGUCUCCCGACGGUGUCUUUAUCAUGACCGGAAGCAUGGACAAUAUUGCCCGGAUCUACAACGCUCAAACCGGGCAAAUGGUACGGCAGAUUGCGGAACAUUCCCACUAUGUGCAAGGCGUGGCCUGGGAUCCACAGAAUGAAUUUGUUGCAACCCAGUCAUCCGAUCGAUCAGUUCACAUCUACAGCCUGAAGAACAAGGAUGGUCAAUUCACCUUGCAAUCCUAUAGCAAGAUUCUCAAGAUGGACCUACCUGCCAAACGCAUCGCUUCCAGCAGUCCUGCCCCAGAACCGACCAGCAGGCCGUCACAGAGCACGGGCAAUUCAAUUGCUAUCGCUUCACCAGCCCCGUCAACUCCAGGAACCCCGAUGAUAUCUAACUUACCAAUGGAUCCUCCUCCGGUUUCUCAUAGCCGGCGGUCCUCGUUUGGUUCUUCUCCUUCGAUCCGACGUUCCGCGUCUCCCGCCCCAUCUUUGCCGCUGCCAGCGGUGAAACCCCUCGAGGUCUCAUCGCCGAGCCUUCUUGGCGGACUGGGAGUCAAGAAUGCCAGCAUCUAUGCUAACGAAACUUUUACCUCAUUCUUUCGCCGGCUAACAUUUGCUCCAGAUGGAAGUCUCUUGUUCACACCAGCUGGUCAGUACAAGACCUCUCAUGUCUCAGCGACAGAUCCUUCAAAAACUACGGACGACAUCAUCAACACAGUGUAUAUCUACACUCGGGCUGGCUUCAAUAAGCCUCCCAUCUCUCAUCUUCCAGGGCACAAGAAACCGUCAGUAGCGGUCAAGUGCUCCCCAAUCUAUUAUACACUAAAGCAAAGCGCCCAAACUACCAAAUCCCUAACGUUGGCUUCUGGAGAAGAGAUGUUUCCGCCUUUGCCUGACUCUGUUGUGUCGUCAAGUGCGCCAUCAACGAGCCACCCCCAGAUGGAUCCCCCAUCAACUGCUCCAACAGGAGCUGAAGUGUCAAAGACACAGCCGUCGUCGAAAACCGAUGGCAAUGGCGGCGAUACUGACCAGAACGCAACGGGUCCUGUGUUCGCUCUUCCCUAUCGCAUGGUCUAUGCAGUGGCAACACAAGACGCUGUUCUUAUCUAUGAUACACAGCAACAGACCCCUCUAUGUGUUGUGAGUAACUUACAUUUUGCCACCUUCACCGAUUUAACUUGGUCGAACGAUGGGUUGACGCUCAUCAUGAGUUCUUCGGAUGGCUUCUGCUCUCAUCUUUCCUUCGCACCAGGCGAGCUCGGCCAGCACUGGACAGGGCCAAUCCCUGGAGUUCCAAACCCCUCCGGCUCAAACGCAACGUCAGCAAACGUUACGCCUUUGCCAACUCCAACCUACGUGCCUUCUCCAGUCAAGGCGACAGGCAGCGGCCCAGCCACUGCGACCACCUCCCAGGUCCCACCAGCCAGCCCUGCGCGAUCUAACUCAGCUAGCUCAGUCGCAACCCCGUCAUCUACCCAGCCGUCAGGAGCUGUCGUCAACAAUCCGACUCCAACAUUGGGCUCGGUUCCAUCGGUAACGGCAACACACUCUUCGCAGCCUCCAACCUUGCCGCUCAGCACACCCCCACAAACGCCUUUGCCGAAUACUACUUCUCAGCAAAGCACCACAACCACGUCCAGUGUCCUCGGAAAGCGAGAUGCCCCUACUGCCAGUGAGUCGGAGAAGGAAGAGGCAAAGGGUUCCGAAUCAGCUCUGCCGAUUCAACAAUCGAAGAAGCGCCGCGUUGCACCGACACUUAUAUCAACAAGCACGAACUCAGCUUCGUCAUCGAAGGAUAAUAGCCAAAACCCUAGCGCUGGCGCCUGA